CCGGCGAAAUUGGACCUUACACACCUCCACCACACACCUGCCCACACCUGUCCUGUACCUCCACACCUCACCCACACCUACACACCUGCAAAUCAGCUAAGGAACACGAAAUGAUAGAGAAAAUAUCGAAUUUGUGAAGUCAUAUCGGCGAUUGAUUCUGGUCAAGUGACGGGUAGCGCGGCGAACGGAGACCACCACUUGCGACUUCGCCAGGAUCGGACACUCUCUUGGGGGGGAUCCCGCGCGCCCUCACUCAUAUCCAGCGUACGUGAGGGUGUGUCCACGGUGUCCUAGGGCAGAGGUAACCCUGAAAUGGCUGCUGGUCCUCCCUCGAAAUCAGCAACCCCGGGGAACAGCCAUGAACGAGUAUAGUUUUGCGAAUUCUCAUCCGGUGAAGUAGCUUGGUGGUUCCUCUUUCGCGAGUCCCAGAUGAGCGGUCCCGGCGGGUGAUGGAGAGUGCGACUUAGGUUCAGAGCGGCACAGAGUCAUGGAGAAGGACUCUAUAGGACACGGGGGCUUCCUGUGGCUGAGGAUAAGGCUGUCGGUUCUUCUGAUUGUGGCGGCGAGACUGGUGGUGGCGAACUCAAAGGGAAAUAAUAUAUACACGGUAUCGGAGCUAUGUCAAGACUCGUUCAUGAAGCAGCACAACCGCAUGAUCGAGGGUGCCGUGCUCGGGUCCCGCGGCGAACGGAACCUCAAAUGCGUGGUGACCUUCCAGACAGACUCCAUCCUCCAGCGGUUCAUGCUCCGCUUCGAGAGACUUCAGCUGGACUGCAAUGACCAUCUCUACAUCUAUGACGGUGCCUACGCCAUGGGUGCUCAUAAGGCGGACCUGUCGUGCCGCAACACCCUCCAGAACGUGGGUACCAUCUACACGCAGACCAACCACGUCACCCUCAAGUACAUGACGGACCAGUGGGGCCCCAAGGACAAUGGCUUCAGGCUGCUCAUCACCGCCUUCAAGGACAAGAAGCACACCUGUCUCCAUUUCCGCUGCGAGACCACGAACUUCUGCGUGGACCGCGAGUUGACCUGCGACGGCGUCAACCACUGUGGGGACGGGAGCGAUGAGUCAACCAACCUGGCCCGCUGUCCACCCACUCCCCUGUACGAGGUGCUGGGCGUGUCUGGCGCUCUGCUGGUGGCCAUCAUUGCCUCCGUGGCCCUGCUGUGUUGCGCCUGUGGAGUGGGCGUGGUUGUGUGCUUCUACAGGAGGAACAGGACGCUACAUAACCCCCCACAGAACCAGCAAGCAUACCCUAUAGAGGUCGGGGGCACCAAUGGCACCUUCGGGAGCAUCAUGGUGGAGAAACCUCCGCCCUACCCCGGGGCCCCCCAGCACACCUCGGUCAUCCCCCCAGCCUCCUCACAUCCCACACCUCUCUCUCUCUAUCUCUCCCGACGCAGAUUCGAGUUCGGGAAACCUGCAACGCCCUACGCCAAGGGUGGGGUGCAGUACGCUUCAACGGUACAUCGGUCUCUGCUGCCUGUUUCAGUAAGGGCGUCAGGCUCCGAGAGUGACGUAUCGUCCACCCAAAAGGAAGAAUGGUUUGUAUAGGUGGAGCCGAGCAAGCGUACGUGACUCCCUUGGCGCAGGGCGGCCUCUCGAUGUCCACAAGACGCUCCCCAGGUGGACAUCCGCCCUCUAACUCUAUCUCUAACUCUAACUGUCUAUCUAUUUAUCUGUCUAUCUAUCUAUGGUCUUUCUCCCCUCCUUUUUCUUCUCCCUCCAUUUUCUUUCUUUCGCUUGUUUUCUUCUCUUCUCUCUCUCUCUCUCUCUCUCUCUCUCUCUCUCUCUCUCUCUCUCUCUCUCUCUCUCUCUCUCUCUCUCUCUCUCUCUCUCUCUCUCUCUGUCUGUCUUUAUCUGUCUAUCUAUGAAUGUUUAUUCUUUAUUUCUUUCUUUCUCUCCUUUUUCUCUCUCUCAUUGUUCAUCCUUUUUUUCUCUUACUCUCUCUCUCUUCGUUUUUCUAUCUACACGUCUAUCUACUUAUCUAUCUAUCUAUCUAUCUAUCUAUUUGUAUGUGUUUGUCUUUUCUUCAUUCUUCUGUUUCUCUCUCUCUCUCUCUCUCUCUCUCUCUCUCUCUCUCUCUCUCUCUCUCUCUCUCUCUCUCUCUCUCUCUCUCUCUCUCUCUCUCUCUCUCUCUCUCUCUGUUUCCCUCACAGUUCCUCAUCAGCUACAUAAACUCAUUUCCAAGAUGGUGAUAAUUUUGUGAGGAAAGAAAAAAAAAAGUUAAAUAAUUUGAUGUUAACUGAAUAUUACCUCUUGCUGUGUGUGUGUGUGUGUGUGUGUGUGUGUGUGUGUGUGUGUGUGUGUACAUGGCCCCUACUACUUCGCUUUAGUUUUCACGCACACACGAUCUGACAGCAAUACGUACAUACACAAUGAUCUUAUAUAUUACGUACACACGCACACACAUAUCGACAGUCAUGUACGUUUUUUGAAGUUGUGUAGGUUUAUGCGUACAUACAUAAGUGGACACGCACAUGAGAUUAAACAGAAGGAAAAUUGAUAAAAAAAAAGUUGUAAAGAAAAGGAAAAUAUGCAAAUAAGGAAAAAGAAAGGAAGAAAAAAAGGAAAAAGGAAAAAGAAAUGAGAGGAAAAUAAGGAAAAAAAAAAGAAGACAAAUGGUAAAAAUAAAUAAAAAAGUGGUAAAAAAUAAGUAAAAAAAAGGAAAAAAGGAAAAGGAAAAAGAAAAAAGAAAGUAAUGAAAGUAUAGAAGAGGAAAAUAUUUGACUCAUGAAAAUUUUUGAUUGAUAAAAAAUUCAACAAAGAAAAUUCAAGUUUGUCAGAUAUUAAAAAAGAAUAAGUAAACGAAAAGAAGGAAUAAAAAGAUAGUGAAAAUAAAGUUACCAAGGAAGAAAAUAAUAAUCUGGAAAGGAAAGCAAGAAAAUAAGUGUAGCCAGAUAGAAAAAAAAGUGAAGUUGAUGGAAAAGUGGAAAAGGAAAUAAAGAACAAAAACUAAAAUGAAUAAAGUAGAUAAAGGAAAAUAAACAGCAUAAAAAAACAAACAACAAACAAACAAACAAACAAAUCAUACACAAAACAAGCAAUAAUUAACAACCAUUAAAAAAAUACUUAACCUACUUUCUUUCCAUAUCAAACAAAAACAAACAAACAAACAAACAAACCAUAAACAAAACAAGCAAUAAUUAACAACAAAAAAAAAUUCUUAACUUACUUUCUCUCCAUAUCAAAAACAGAGACAUAAACAAAACAAAACAAACAUCAACAACAGUAACAUCGAAGAACGAAAACAAUUAAAAACAAAAAGAAAACAAAAGCAAUCUUGAAAUCCACCACAACAAGAAACAAUAACAACAAAAACAAUAGCAAACAAAACAACAAACAAAGAAAAGAAAACGAAAAACAGUAACAAAAUCAACAACAAAAACAUCA
Molecule: messenger RNA, 3397 nt
Organism: Eriocheir sinensis (Chinese mitten crab)
Lineage: Eukaryota; Metazoa; Arthropoda; Malacostraca; Decapoda; Varunidae
Gene: loaf
Exons: 8
Coding region: 488-1558 (356 amino acids)
Molecular function (GO): protein binding
Source: RefSeq, a predicted model, not a curated record